Molecule: messenger RNA, 922 nt
Organism: Octodon degus (degu)
Lineage: Eukaryota; Metazoa; Chordata; Mammalia; Rodentia; Octodontidae
Gene: Atpaf1
Product: ATP synthase mitochondrial F1 complex assembly factor 1
Exons: 7
Coding region: 31-831 (266 amino acids)
Biological process (GO): mitochondrial proton-transporting ATP synthase complex assembly
Cellular component (GO): mitochondrion
Source: RefSeq, a predicted model, not a curated record
GAAUCGCAGGCGCCGCGGAUCCGGAGGGCGAUGGAGCAGGAACGAGGGCCCGGGGCUGUGGCUGACUCGCCGGAGGAAGAGGUGGGGGCGGCGGGGGCGACAAUGGCGGCUGCGGGUGGCGCGGGCCCGGCCAUCCUGCAGGUGGCCGGCCUCUACCGAGGCCUCUGCACGGUGCGCAGUCGGACCCUGGGCCUGGGGUUUGUUUCACCCGCUCAGCUGCGCGUGUUCCCCGUGUGCCGCGGCUCGGGCCAGCCCUCGGGGGGCGCGGACGGCAGCGGGGUCGGGGCCGAGCUGGAGGCCAACCCCUUCUACCAGCGCUACCGGGACAAGAUCCAGCAACUGCGCAGGUCCGACCCAGCUGCUUUUGAGUCACGCCUGGAAAAGCGCACCGAGUUUCAAAAGCAACCAGUGGGGUACUCUAGGCAAGGUGAUUUUGUCAAAUGUGUGGAGCAGAAGACAGAUGCCUUGAAGAAACAGCCUGUGAGCAAAGGAUUCACUAAAGACAAGACUCUCAGUUCUAUCUUUAACAUUGAGAUGGUGAAAGACAAAACUGCAGAAGAAAUAAAACAGAUUUGGCAGCAGUAUUUUGCAGCAAAAGAUACAGUCUACGCAGUCAUUCCCAAAGAGAAGUUUGAUUUGAUGUGGAACCGGGCUCAGUCCUGUCCAACAUUUCUGUGUGCACUGCCAAGAAGGGAAGGUUAUGAGUUCUUUGUUGGACAAUGGACAGGUACUGAACUCCACUUCACUGCACUUAUAAAUAUUCAGGUAUGUGGCUUGUGUUCUACUAAGCACAAGGGGGGAGGAAAGAAGCCUAUCAUUUGGUGGGACUAGGACCAAUUGCUAAGACUUGGGAACACAGAGUAUCUACUGAUUCCUAGCAGUACUUGCUGGGGCACUGAUGAAUUUUCAUACUUUGCAUGUU